Molecule: messenger RNA, 2946 nt
Organism: Eurytemora carolleeae
Lineage: Eukaryota; Metazoa; Arthropoda; Copepoda; Calanoida; Temoridae
Exons: 14
Coding region: 729-1907 (392 amino acids)
Source: RefSeq, a predicted model, not a curated record
CGUCACUGAAUUCCCAUGUUUAUUGGGACACCCUGUCCGAGAAAGAUAAGUCUGGUUUUUAUAUUUAAUCAUAAUAAAAGCUGUAUAAGAGAACACAUUGUAAAUAAGCGUUUCAAUGGAGCCAUUCGCGGACAAUGUUCGUAACAUAUGUAUUGAAUGAAAUCCACAGGUAGUUAAUAUAAUUAGUUGUUGCGCGAGAGAAAAUUUGAUUAUUCAGCGCGCAGUACAGUAUAGCAGGUGACGCGGGCAAUCCAGUUCGUGUUAUACGCACGCACGCAAAGUAUUGGUGAUUUGUACGAGUAAACUACCAACUCAGUGCGCUUCACACCUCUCGCUGGUUUAUAGCAACGUUUAGUGUUUUAGAGAAUUCAGAGAUAUAAAAGAUACGCAUAGAAAUCAAAACUUUGUGACAGAAACGGUUUAGUGAAUUUUUCAUCAACGUCGUGUAGAACAUUUUGACCAUUAUACCAUCAUAGACCUCUUGUGUUUAAAAUCCAGUGUUAAACCCAACUAAUAAUACAGUGAGAAGAUACUUUAUAUGAUAAUUCUGCAAACAAAUUUACUACAAAUUAUUACAUGGUUUCUCAAAAGAUUCAGGUAUAAAUAUAAAAGACAAUAAUUAAAAAAACGUAAAAAUUUCAGAUAAAUGAAAUGGUAUGCUGCCUUCAGGCAUUCUUGUCCUCAAAUCUAGUCCCUUCCUGCCCUGAUUCCUGUCUUCAAAUUUCAAGAUGUUGAUUAACAAGAAAUCUGUAUUUCCUGCCCUGGGUGUUUGCAUCACUGUAUUUCUGGUUUACUUCCUGUUAGAUAAAUCUAAUUUUCCUGAAAGACAGUCUGAAGAUGCCCCUACUCCCGGUGGUAGACAUAUACCUCUAGAUCCGAUUAUUAGACUAUCUGAAGAUCCGGUUAGUAGACUAUCUCAGAAUCCGGGUAGCAGACAAUUGGAAGAUCCGAGUAGUAAACUUUCUGAAUAUCCAAGUGGUGAACUCUCUGAGGAUCCGGAUGGUAGACUAUCUAAAGAUCCGGGAGGUAAACUGUCUGACAAUUCUUCUGCUCCUGGUUUCAGAACUGAACCUACCGUAGCCAGAAUCUGGAUAUCUAUGGGUCUAUGUUGGGGGCAGAAUGCACAAGUUCACGGAAAAAAGGAAUUCCCUUACUCCGAAGCAGCACUCAGGUCUGUGUCUCUAUGGUCUAGGUUAACUAAAGCUCAGCCUAUAGUUCAGAUUUCCUAUUCUGGAACCAUAUCUGCUGAACUACUAAAAUACAGAAGAAAUCUAGAGGAUAAAGGAGCUUUGGUGUACUUCAACAAAACUAACCAACUACCAUGUGUACUUUCCUCGCAGCUGACAAGGAUGUUAGCCUAUAAGCUUGAUAUAGUAGCACCGACUGAUAUUAUAGUAACAGCUGAUGUUGAUGCUUUUAUUGAAACCCCUGGUAUACUAGAACCUCUUAACCAGCCGAAGACAGUUUGGAUUUGGCAGCAUGCAUAUACAGUAGAAUUCGGAUACACCUUUGCAAUGAGUUUUAUCGCAGCAACCAGUUUAAUUUGGAGAGAUAUACUGGGAAACCCUGCAGAUCUAAAUGUAAUGUCCAAACAGUAUGAAUUUAGAAAAACCGAGGAUUCUAUCAGUUGGGGUAUAGACCAGCUAAUAGUGAGUCGGGGAAUCCUUAACUCUGGCCUCUGCAGUUUACCCAGUCAAAACUCUCUCUGGAAAACUCUUGAUCUAUCCGUAGCCGCUGAGAGAAAAUAUGAAGAAAGUUGCUGGAAAGGAAGUAGAAUCUGGGAUAACUGCAAUAAAAAUCGACAUUUAAGUGUCUGUUAUUGGUGGCAUUUUCAUCCUGAUGACAGGAUUGAAGAACUUGAGAGGAAAUACAGGGAAAUUCUACAAGCUUCCUCGAUGCAUAAAUAGCUUCAUCACUGUGAUAAAUCAGUAUUUUAUUUAUAUGAUGCAUUGCAACUUGGGAAUUUUAAUGUACUGUCAACAGAUGUGACCCUUCAAUUUAAAACUGGCUUGCCCGAUUCGCAGCAUUGCACUUUAAACCUUUAUUUAUGCAACAACACGUGUUGAGAUAUGUCAAUUUGAUUAUAUGUCUCUCAACUGCAUAAAUAUCCUAUUCAUUUUUUGAGAUAAAUUACAACUGAAAAGAUUUAAAAUAAUGAAUUUUCAGCUGGAAUAAAAACAAAAUAUCUUCAUGUUUUUAUCAGACUGAGUUCUACAGGGUAUUUAUGAUAAUCGAGUAUGUAUUUUUGUAAAUGGAGGGUCACUUUAAAUUUAAUCAAACAGUCUCUUUAAGAACUUUAUUAUCCAAAACUGAAACCAAAAAGGAGAAUGUGAAAUAAUGCAGUUGAAUUGAAUUUUAAUGGCAUUCCUUAAUGUUACAUUUAGAACCGAUUAACUAUUUAAUUUUCUCCCCAUAUUAUAAUCUAAAAGGGAGUGUUCACUUAUUUGAAUUCAGGGUCACAUUUCCCUUUGAUAUGAAUAUCUAGGUCCAAGUUGUUGCUUUAAAGAAACCUAGGCUGUGUCUCUUGCAAGUUUAAUUAAAACAGAAUGCACUUAUACGAUAGUGUUACCUGUGAGCUCCUCCAGUUCCAAUAUUGCGUUAGAGAGAAACAAAUUCAUCAAUGUAGUUAAAUACGAUAGUGUUACCUGUGAGCUCCUCCAGUUCCAAUAUUGCGUUAGGGAUAAACAAAUUCAUCAAUGUAGUUAAAUAUAAGAAAUUCAAAACUUUAUAACAAUCCUCAAUCAUUGAAAUCGUGUUAAGUUUCAAUUUUGCAAGAAAUUUUGUGCAGUACUCUGUUGUACGAACUAUAAAGGUUGGCUCCUGGUGUAUCUUUGUAAGACAUUAUAUAUGACAUUAAGAAUUGUCAUUCUGUUAAAUGUUAACGUGAUCUCACAAACUCUAUUAUACAUUUUUUGUGCACUUUAAGAAUAAAUCUACAUUAUUGUG